This is a messenger RNA of Danio aesculapii, 2033 nucleotides long. RefSeq names its product agmatine ureohydrolase (agmatinase) (gene agmat). Gene Ontology annotation, molecular function: agmatinase activity; metal ion binding. The transcript is spliced from 7 exons. Bases 147 to 1244 code for a protein of 365 amino acids. The record is from RefSeq and is a predicted model, not a curated record. NCBI's taxonomy places the organism in Eukaryota, Metazoa, Chordata, Actinopteri, Cypriniformes, Danionidae.
AAGUUCACUUUCAAGACUUGCACUGCCACUGGCAGAUAAAACUUUGCGUUUAACACAUUUGUCAAAUUUUGACAUUUAAACGCAUCACAGGACUCGUUUUCUGCAUUCCUUGUUUUCUCCAGUUGCUGCAAGAGUUUGUUUUAAACAUGUUGUCCUCGAUCAGAACUGCUACUAAAAGUCGUGCGCUGUUUGCUGGAUCUCAGGGUUUGAAAGCAUUCGCUUCCCAGAAACUGGGGAAAUGUGGAAAGCUGGACGGUCAGAGCAGUGUAAAUGAGUCUUUCAGACGGCCGAUGUCCGGUAAAAGCUUCAAUGUUCCACCGAGCGCGGAGUUUGUGGCUCGGGUCAGCGGAAUCGCGACUAUGUGCAAACUGCCGUUCCAGGAGACCGCGGACGGACUGGACGCGGCGUUUAUCGGGGUUCCUAUUGACACCGGAACGUCCAACCGGCCCGGUGCACGGUUUGGUCCGAGACACAUCAGGGCAGAAUCUGCUAUGAUCAGGGCAUACUGUGGCUGGACGAGAGCAGCUCCAUAUGAAUCAAUCAAAGUGGCAGAUAUCGGUGACAUUAAUGUCAACCUCUUUGACCUGAAGGACACCUGCAAAAAAAUACGAGAGGCUUACCAUAAAAUCGUAGCCACAGGCUGCAUCCCACUAACCCUGGGAGGAGAUCAUACGAUUGCAUACCCAAUUCUUCAAGCUGUUGCUGAGAGACAUGGUCCGGUAGGCCUGAUUCAUGUGGAUGCCCAUGCGGACACUAGUGACAUGAUUCUAGGGGAGAAGAUCGGUCACGGGACACCUUUCAGACGCUGUGUGGAUGAGGGUCUUCUGGACUGCAAGAGGGUCGCCCAGAUUGGGCUCAGAGGAUCUGGUUAUUCUCCAGAUAACUAUGAAUGGAGCCGAGCACAGGGUUUUCGUGUGGUGGAGGCUGUGGAGUGUUGGCACAAAUCUCUGGUCCCGCUAAUGGAGGAGGUUCGCUCUCAGAUGGGAAGCGGUCCUGUCUAUCUGAGCUUUGACAUUGACAGUUUGGACCCUGCAUUUGCUCCGGGCACAGGAACACCUGAGAUUGCUGGUCUCACACCCAUUCAGGGUCUGGAAAUCAUCCGAGGCUGUCGAGGUCUUAAUCUCGUAGGCUGUGAUUUAGUUGAAGUUUCUCCACCUUACGACACCACAGGAAACACUGCUUUGCUCGGUGCCAACCUCCUCUUUGAGAUGAUGUGCGUCCUUCCUAAAGUCAAAUACUAUUGAUUGCUUUAUUUUUUUCUAAGAUGAUCUUGAAAUAUUCCAGGUAAUUGCACAGUGAAAUUUAUAAUCUGUACAUGAUUCAUGUACAAAAUCACUAUUAACCUUUUUUUAGAAACUGAUACCUUUAUUUGGAGUAGCAAAACUUUCGAAAACAACAACAACAACAACAACAAAAAAGACAAUUCCUUAAAGGAAAUGAAAUAACAGUCGCUGCACAAUAUUAUGGAAAUAAAGUUUCACGUUUAUUAGAUCAUUUAGUUUUAGAUCAAUUUUCGUAAAAUGGUUACAUUGACACACGGGUACAGUGUUAAUGUUACAUACGCAUGAAAUAUAUUUAGUCGUAAAUAAGCCAUGAAAAUCUGGCAUGAUUUAUUAAUGCCAACUAUCUUAGAUUUAAGAUAUUCUCCAGUGCAUUGCUAAAUGAAACAAACGAUAAAAUCCUAAUAUCAAUACUGCAUCAAGUGUAAUGCAUGUUCAUAAAUAAGCCAUGAAAAUCUGGCAUGAGUUAUUAACGCUGACUAUCUUAAAUUUAAGAUAUUUUCCAUUGCUAAACAAACAAAACAUUUUUUAAAUGCUAAUAUAGUACAAUAUCAAUACUGCAUCAUAAUGUUAAUGAAUGUUCAUAAAUAAGCCAUGAAAAUCUGGCAUGAUUUAUUAAUGCAGACCAUCUUAGAUUUAAGAUAUUCUCCAGUGCAUUGCUAAAUGAAACAAACAAUAAAAUGCUAGUAUCAAUACUGCAUCAUAAUGUUAAUGAAUGUUCAUAAAUAAGCCAUGACAAUCUGGCAUGAAUUA